Messenger RNA from Paramecium octaurelia, 466 nucleotides. Lineage: Eukaryota; Ciliophora; Oligohymenophorea; Peniculida; Parameciidae. The record is from the annotation of a GenBank genome assembly.
AUGUUAGGUUUUAUAUUACUUUUACUAGUUUAAGCUCAAAUUAGGAAAUAUGAUUGGAUCAACAAUUACUUCGCAUUACAAUGCACAUGUUUAAAUGAAUGCUGCAUAUAUGGGUCAUUUAUUUUAAAAAACGACAAAGUUAUGAAUACAAACUUCGUAUAGAUAGAUGCUAAAUUAUAAGGAUCAGGAUGUACUUAAUAUACUGUUGAAGAUGUAUUCUCAAUUAUUUUACAACUAGGUCAUUUGUACUCUAGAAUCCCCUACUGAUGUUCAAACUACAUUGAGUUGUCCACUUUAAGGUUGGGAAUGGUCGGUCUCUAGGGAUAGCAAUACUGGAUCAAUAUAUUGGACUGAUAACAAUAAUUGCCAAGGAGUAUGGAACGUGAUCGAUUUAUCUGCCAAUUCAGUGGUUUAUAUAUUCAGCCCUAUUAUUGUGCUUGGAACAAUCAUAUAUUAUAUGUUAUGA